Molecule: messenger RNA, 2610 nt
Organism: Seriola aureovittata
Lineage: Eukaryota; Metazoa; Chordata; Actinopteri; Carangiformes; Carangidae
Gene: adad1
Product: adenosine deaminase domain containing 1 (testis-specific)
Exons: 13
Coding region: 279-1982 (567 amino acids)
Biological process (GO): RNA processing; adenosine to inosine editing
Cellular component (GO): cytoplasm; nucleolus
Molecular function (GO): double-stranded RNA adenosine deaminase activity; tRNA-specific adenosine deaminase activity; double-stranded RNA binding
Source: RefSeq, a predicted model, not a curated record
CGUUCUCGUCUAGAUCAAAACCUACCAACUAAAUACCUGCUCUAGAGUGGGAGUUAAAUUGAUGCUCUGAAAAAAAAAACCGCCGCCCAACACACCGUCCACGGUUUUCCAUACAGCGUGAUUUGUCGCAUUUAUAAAAGAUCUUUGCUCGCCCUUAAUCAAGCGAUAACUGCCCAGCACGUGCGUAGGACACGCCCACCUUCUAGAAGCUUCACGUGACGGGGAAUUCAUGCCCAGCGUUCGAAACUGUUGACGUCGAUUAAUUGUUAAAGCUUGGGAUGUUUCCUGCUGGUCGAUCAUUUCGAGGCUCCAGAGGAGCCUGUUUUGCCCAGAUCCUCAUGAGGAAUUUGCCUGUGAAGUCAGGUCUGACUGAACCAUACGAACCUCCAUUUACUCCCUCCCCCUUUGAUGAUUCUAGAAAAGAUGUCUUUGACCAACAAGAGAAAAGUACAGUUAAACCUGCAGCUGCUAUCAAGCCAAAAGUCUUAUCUAAAACAAUGAUCGACAAAUACAUGAGAGGUGAAACGCAUGCUGUGACUUUGCUCCAUCAGCUCGCUCAGAUUUUGCAAUUCAGCUUGGAAAUGAAAGAGACAGUGACCACAGGCAACAUACCAGGGCUCUAUUUUGCCUUUUGUGUGGUUAUUGAUGGGGUUGAAUACAAAACUGGCAUGGGAAUAACAAAAAAGGAUGCCCGGCUCAAAGCAGCACAGUUUGCACUGCAGGACCUGCUGCCCACCCUGGACAGUACGACGUCUGUCCUCCCCGAUGCAUCAGGUGUCCCUCCGCCCCUACCAGUAAAAGAGGAGCCCUCCAUCUCCAACACCUAUCCUGCUAGAGCCAUUCAUGAAAGGAAGAAUUCUGUCAACCUCCAGAUUCCCCACGCUGUCAGGGAUCAGCUCGCUAAACUGAUGAACAGCCACCUAGAGUUCUCUACCUGUGCAGGCACCACAGCAGCAUUCAUCAUUCAGACUUCCAGCGGAUGUGAGGUGGUUGCUCUUGGCACCGGAAACUUCAAUACCAAAGAGAGUGCCUCAUCAAGUGGACGGAUUGUGCAUGAUUCACAUGCUGUUGUAACUGCAAGGAGAUCUCUGAUGAGGUUUCUUUAUCGGCACCUGCUGAUGUUCUUCAGCAAAACGGCCAAUCUGACAGAGAAGUCGAUCUUCCAGCAGAACAGCAACAGCGGUCUCCUCAGCCUGAAGAGCGGAAUCACCUUUCACCUUUAUGUUAAUCAACUGCCAAAGGGUGCUGCUCAGAUCCCUUCCAAGCUGCGCCUGAACCCACUCUCCAUUUCGGCAUGGCAGGUCAACAACGAGAUCAGCCUACACCUGUCAGUAGAGGGCAAGGUGUUCUCAGUUUUCUCGUCAGGCUUUGAUCACUCUGCCUCCAAGGUGGUCAGCAUGUCCACCACAGACAAGAUCACUCAGUGGCAGGUGCUAGGAUACCAGGGAGCUUUGCUCAGCCACUUCAUCGAGCCCAUUUAUGUCCAAAGCAUCCUCAUAGGUGAUUCUUACAGCAGUGAUAUCCGUGGCAUGGAGAUCUCCGUGAGCCAGCGUGUAGAGGGGAUCACCUCUCAGCUGCCCAUGUUCUACUGCAUGAUGAGGCCCCACAUCGGCCUGGUACCUUCUGUGGCUACUAACGGCUCCGACAGUGGCCAGUUGACCCACGGUAUCAACUGGAGCGAGGGAGACAGCUCCGUGGAGGUUGUGGAUGGUCUGGAGGGCAAGACGAUAGAGGAAUCUCCCUUUAAGAGUGGCCCUGCUCUGGCAAGCCGUCUAUGCAAAGCAGCAAUGUUGCACCGCUUCAAGUUGGUGGCCAAAGAAGCUCAGAGGCAGGACCUGCUCGCUACAAGCUCCUACAGAGAAGCCAAGAGGAUGGCGAAGCCGUACCAGGAGGCUAAGAACGUGCUGAGGGCGUACCUGUUGCAACAGGGCUUUGGUUCCUGGCUGGUCAAGCUUUCGGUUAGUGAUAACUUCAGCAUGUGAAUGAAAACACAUUGAUCGUUAAAAUAUUUCAUUCCUGAAUGUAGUUUUUUUCCAGUGACAGUUUUGUUUGCAAGAAGCACAGUUUGUCGCUAUGGGACGUCACCAUACUAGCAAUAAGUUUCUAUUGUAGUUUCUGAAGUACUUAAAAUCCAUCCCUGGCCAUGUUUUAAAAGCAGUCACAAAUUUGUUUAAAAAAGCAAUUGAAGCAUACAACUUAUUUAAGGUAUCGGGUUCAUAUUUCUGCUUCAUUUAGUUGAUAUAUUUAUGUAAAGUAUAUACAAGUGUAUAUACUAGACUACUAUACUAAAGUAUAUACUAGUGUAUAUACUCUACAUGCGUUAUUUACAUUGUUUUACGGUUCAACAAUAGGAUUUUGUUCUCUUGUGUGUAAUGAAAAUGAUCAUGACCACCCUACUUUUGAACUGCGCCUUCAUAGCUAUAGAUAGGCUCUGAAGUAUGUUUAGUAAGUUAUGUUGAUUGUUGCAAAAAGACCUGAGUUUUGUCUCAACAAACUUACUGUUUGUGUUAUCUUUUGGGGAAAAUCAUAUUUUUGUCCAUGUUCAGCAGUUUGUUUCACCCCUUGAUACUGCAUGAUUAGCAUUAAAAUAAAUCAAUGCAAGCUGAAAAA